This is a messenger RNA of Cylicostephanus goldi, 687 nucleotides long. NCBI's taxonomy places the organism in Eukaryota, Metazoa, Nematoda, Chromadorea, Rhabditida, Strongylidae. The record is from the annotation of a GenBank genome assembly.
ACGGCUGAAGUCCUUGUGGCUAUCAGUGGAAAGACGAUAGAACUUUACAAUUUACCUUCAAUGAAGCAAAUGUUCAAGACCGAACUGCCUUCUAAUGGCGAUAACGCUCCUGUUGAUGCAGUUUAUCUUUCCUCGAAAGAUUUUCACGAGAUGGUUACUGUAGGAACCGAUUGCAGGAUAGAUUAUGUUGUCAUCGAUGCAGCCAAGUCAUCCGUAGUCUCUGAAUGGGCACGAGAGGAGAGUCUAGCACGUAUAAGUACUGCAGAAAUGGUUGAUUUACCUCUGUCGGAGUCACAGCAAAUGAUCGAAGACGAAUUUGAUGAAGGAGGUAGAUCAAGUCAUAUAAUGUCGUCCUUCAUUCGCCGAUUGAUAUCUCAAGCGUCACAGAUACAGAAAUGGCUUUUCAACACCGUCAAUCAGAUAUUCACGUUCUCGUACAUGCUUACAACAAGAACAAAUUCAUUUUCAAAGCUCAUCGAUCAUGUGCGAUCAGCAGCCAAAGCAAAUUACCAACGGGGAGAAGUUUUGGAACGAGAUUUCUUCAAUCUCCGCAAGAUGCUGGUCAUUGUUUCUUUGGAUGGCGUGAUCUUUGGUCUGGAUAGCAGCGAUGGCUCGGUCGUUUGGCGCCAUUGGCUCGGCGACAAUUUUGCUCCAUUGAAAAACACUAUCGGCAAAGAGGAGGUAACU